AUAAUAAUGUUGUUUCUUCUUUCCGUUUACAUAUGUAUGUACAAAUGGAUGGAUGGCUAUUCUGGCAGAGGAAUUUCCUAUGACUUUUAGUCCACUUUUCUAUUCAUCUGCCGUCGCAGGCCUGUUACUUGGCUCAGUUUAGCUUUAGCCUUUGCAGUUAUUAGACUGUCCACAUAUAAUAAAAUAUAGUGCAUAUUACGUACAAUUUCGCAUGUUACAUUGAAGAAGCAAAUGUAACAUGGUGUUUGAUUUUACAUGCUACAUACACAUUUUUUGCAGGAUUUGCACAGCGAAUCGACUUCCGUGUUGUCAAAAUAUUCGCAGAUCUUCGCAGUUUAUCGGGUCGUGUGUACAUGCUUUAUUGAAGGAGAGAGAGAGAAUUUUUGCGUACAAUAGUCCACUGCUAAUACUUUAAAAACUGGAGUUGGAACAUUAUCUUCUCCAUUGGAAGUGGAAACCAACGAGCUCGAACAGGAUUGAUUUUUUACCUUUUUAGACGUAAUUACCAAGUAAAUCAAAUCAAAAGUUUUAAAGAGCUUUUGUAUUUGUAAAUCUACAAACAUGACCAUGUCGGCUGAAAUGAAAUUCCAACCACAUCCUCUUCUAAUGGACCAUGUGGUGGAGAAUAUUCUUCUGUCAAUGGACUCUGAUUUGUUGGGGCACUAUUGCAAAAUAUUCCGUCUAGUUUGCAAAGAUUGGACGAGAAUUGCGACCAGAGUUUACAAAGCAAAACGAGGUAGAAUAGUUUUUAAGCGGAAUUUCAUUGGAAAAGUCUCUGGCCUUUUUAUCCGAGUGAUGAAAACAAGUUCCAAUAUCCCAUUCCAAAACUUCAAAUUUUGCUCGGACUCGUAUGAUGAUGAAUACUUUACUGAACUCUUGCACGUCUGUGGGGGGUCAAUUUCCGUUCUCGACCUUAACAUCGUGAACCCAUGCAAUCUCAAAUUUCCAAAGGAAUUUCCCGACCUGGUGCUGGGUCGUUUGCGAAAACUCAUCUUCCACGUGAGACUCGACUGCUUUGAAGUCGUGCAAACUGAAAUGGCGUCCCUUUUGGAAACAUUAUUCAGGAUAUCUCCGAAAUUAGAAAUCCUUGACCUUAAAGUCCUCCGCGGUGUGUCUCGUACAGUACGAAAUACGCAAAUGAGUCUGACCGCUCUUACGAAGUUUGGCGAAGUUUUAUCCACCCAGCUGCCCGACGGGGUGCGAGAUCUCAAGUUGCACAUUACCAUAAAUGACUCCCAGUUGAGAGAGCUUAACAAAAGAAGGCUGAACCUGCGACGGUUGGACGUUUACUUUCAGCAAUCCGAACUAUCUACAGAGGCUUUACAAGAAUUUUUUGAAAAAUGUGGACCUCGACUGAUUAACUGUAAAGUGCUGGGUAAUCAAUUUAUCACGCAGAAGGUUCAAUUUCCAGUAUUUCCCUGUCUCGAGUAUUUAUCUGCGCUUGGACGUGCACCAAAGUAUUUGGAAUAUGCAAAAUUAUUCCCAUCCCUGCAAAGAUUAGAAAUUUGUCUUUGGGACAGUUUCGACGAUAUAUUUCCACCAAAUUGCUACUCAACUACGUUGCAGCAUAUCAUAUUUCCAUACCAAGUCGGAUCCCCUGCAAUUUUUCAACGGAUGGGAAACUGCUUUCCGAAUUUGAGGAAACUGACGCAAGUAGUUGUAACCUCGUCGGAAGCACUAGUUUCGAUUUUCAAGUCUCUUAAAACCCUGCAAAUGCUAGACAUUUGUUUUGGGUACGAUUUCCAAACGUCGGUCUCCCUUGAUACACUUUUCACAGGGAUUAGCGAUUGUUCCGUCCUCGUCAAGUAUAGCGAAGAACAAGUCCAGGCAGAGAUUGGGCGAUAUAAUGUCGACUCCAUCCGUAAUUUAAAAGAACUUCGAUACCUCAGCAUUAUGGCUGCACCGUUGACAAUGCCAUCAACCGCAAGAAUCACUGAUAUCAGCGUGUAUUACGGGUUACUCCAGAUGAAAAAUCUGUCCAUAGUUAAAUUGGAUUACUUUCCGAUUUCUAUUCCUUGUCUGGAAGUACUUCGAAAAAGGGUCAAUUUGCAGCGACCAGUUUAGAAUAAGAAACUACAUAAAUUAUUAAUCAUUAGUAAUAUGUGAUUGUACAUAUCGAUCGACUGAGAUAUUCAUGACGAGCUUUCACCUCACAUUUCGUUUCGUUUGUUUUUCAAUAGUUGAAAUUUUUGUAUUUAUUAUUUUAUAAUCAAUUUUUAUAACAUUUGUUGUAAAAGUAAAUGUACGUGUAAUUUUCACGA
Folsomia candida is the source of this 2261-nucleotide messenger RNA. RefSeq lists its product as uncharacterized. The record is from RefSeq and is a predicted model, not a curated record. NCBI's taxonomy places the organism in Eukaryota, Metazoa, Arthropoda, Collembola, Entomobryomorpha, Isotomidae. The coding region runs from base 562 to 2064 and encodes 500 amino acids. The transcript has 6 exons.